CCUAUGUGAGAUAUCGUUUGGUCUUCGUUACGUCCUAGCGCAACAGCUAUAAAACUCAUCGAUCGUCGAGGUGUAGACUCUCACGUCCUUUAUAUUUUACUUUUAUCGUCGUUUGACGAUAACAUGAAGAUUGCACAAAUUUUGUUUCAUCGUCAUGCAUCUUUUCUAUUUUCACGGAAUAUAACCGCAUUCUUUUCUAUUUUUAAUGCCAAUCCGUCGUCGAUGUUAAGACACGAAAUUCGUGGAAUAUCUGCGUUACAUCGGAAAAGAAGAGAGGAGAAGUUUAUGUAUGGAUCGAUGAAAAAAAAGAAAAAGCAGAUUUGGGUAAAAUCGGCAAACGAUUCGAACGAAGAAGACGCAAAAGUGGAUUCAGAAUUAUGGUGGCACUUGAAACUUAGUAGAUCUAGGAUGAACUUGGCGAAAUCCGAUCGUAAUGGGUUAUGCGAUAUAGAUUGUAGCCCGGCAAAAAAUAUACAACGUAUAAAGUUGAUUCCGAAGGAUCCUUUACUUGCUUACGACAAGGAUAAAAUCGUAUCCAACGCCAAGAAAGGUAUAAUUACAUUAGAAAAAUCCAAAGACGUUAAGAAAAAACAAGAAGGUAAUAAAAAUGACGACGCUUUGGCUAUUCCAAACGAUUCAAAAAUUCUGCAAGAGAAGAAUAUGAAAUUGCUGGAUGUAGAAAUAGAUAAGAUAUCUGGUUUCCCAAUGUUUAUCGAUAAAAAAGAAGAGUCGACGGAGAGAGAUAAAUUAGAAAUAUUAUCCAUUCCCAUGGAAGACGAUCCGGAGACGCUUUAUUAUCCUUCCGUUACUAAAAUUUUGUCCGCCACUAUGUCUCCGCAAGCUCAAAAGGCCUUGGCAUUUUGGAAAACGAAGAUGAUAAGAGAAAUGGGGGAAGAGAAUUUCAACGAGUAUCAUAAAAACCUGUUGAAAGAAGGAAAUGAAUUUCAUUCUUGUAUAGAAAAUACAUUAUUGGGAAGAACGGUCGAUAUACCGAAACAUAUUCGCCAGGCUUACGACGGUUUGAACGAAAUAAUAAAUGAGUUGGAAGAUGUCAAAGCGGUCGAGUCUUUGGUUUCUCAUAAGGACUUAUAUUAUAAGGGAAAAGUCGAUUGUAUAGCGUCAUUCAGGGGUAAAUUAUAUGCCAUCGAUUGGAAAAAAUCGGAUAAAGACAAAUUAAACAUAAACUUUAUGUACGACGCGCCGACACAACUUGCCGCUUAUAUAGGCGCUAUUAAUUCCUCCAAAAGAUAUCCAUUCGUGGUCGAUUGCGGUCUGAUAGUUGUCGGUUAUACGAGUGGAAAACCUGCGGACAUAUUCAUCGUGUCAGGCGAAGAAUUAAAAACACAUUGGGAAACCUGGUUAGCGAAACUCAAACGAUAUUGGAUUAACGUUAAAAACCACUGAAACCGUUCGAAUCAGAAUAAAAAAUGGAAAACAUAAUUUUAUAAAAAAAGAA
Messenger RNA from Vespula pensylvanica (western yellowjacket), 1456 nucleotides. Its product is annotated as mitochondrial genome maintenance exonuclease 1-like. Gene Ontology annotation, biological process: mitochondrial DNA replication. The transcript has 5 exons. Gene Ontology annotation, molecular function: single-stranded DNA exodeoxyribonuclease activity. Gene Ontology annotation, cellular component: mitochondrion. Lineage: Eukaryota; Metazoa; Arthropoda; Insecta; Hymenoptera; Vespidae. The record is from RefSeq and is a predicted model, not a curated record. Bases 124 to 1404 code for a protein of 426 amino acids.